UACGUCUUGAAUUGUUGACCAUUCUGGAGUUAUUGACAAUGAUGUCGGACAUGUUUGCUUUUUUGUACAACUUAGCUACAAGUCGGUCCUGUUCUAGAUGUUAUUUAUAAGCGGUGUUUCGUGGCACGACGUACGAUGGAUGACUUGAGUGAAGAAGGAUCUGCAUACAUGGAGUAAAUGAGUUAACAGCCCUUUUUUCUAGGCCAUUUUCUAGAGCACACGAAAUCUGCACCGAUUUAUGGAGGGGUUUGGGUUGAAAAAACAAAUUAGGUCACACAAAUCAAAGUGUGAAUGUACGAUGUCUUUCUCGCCAAGUAUUUACGGAAAUAUAAUAUUCAACGUAGUAUCCGGUGAAUGUCGACAAAACAUGGAUUGAUUAAUCUCAAAACUAAGUAAACAGGGGAACCAACCAUCGUUGAGUGUCUAUAGUCAUUCUACAAUAUUAGAGUUCGCAGAUUGAUGAAAGCCUCUACAGCUGGAUUUUUGAUUUCCUAAAGCAGUGUAGCAAUGAGAAAAGAAACACACAAAAUAACUGUUUUAUCAUUAUAAAUACGAGCUAAAUGUGUAGAGCUUCUAUAGAUAUUUUUUCUAAGAGUGAGGAUGAGUAAACCUUAGCAAGCAAUAUGAAUUUUGAUAUGAAUAGUUCUUUAGACAGUAAUUCCACUUUAACAACUCCGGAUGAGGUAGGAACAUGUCGGAUCUCAAACUGGUUGAUAGCUAAAGCAGAGAACGAUAAACAGCCAUUAAUUUCUGUGAUAUGUGCCAUUGGUGUUCUGCUGCUAACUGGCAUGAUUGGGAAUGGAUUAGUGAUAUAUGUGUAUUCUCGGAAGCCAAAAACAACAACAAACCGUAUUUUUAUUUUAGCUUUAGCAAUUUUAGACUUUUUAAGCUGUACAGUAGUAAUACCUUUUGAGAUCUAUGAUUUGGGACACACGUUUACAUUCACACGGACGAUUUUAUGUAAACUUGCUCGAUUUAGUGAAUUUAUGUUAAUAUUAGGAGCAGGAUUUACAUUAGUGGCGAUUUCAAUAGACCGAUAUGUACAUUUAUGUCGUUAUAAAUCUCGUUUACUUCUAACAGCUAGCCGUGCCAAGAAAGUUUGUGGAUUUUGUGUGUUCCUCGGUUUAUUUUUUGCCGUGCCUCUAUUGAGCUUUGCUGGACUUGAAAAGAUACCAUUGUAUGUCAAUGAAACAAACGUGACAGCGUGUGGUUGUACAACAUUCAAAGACCCGAAUGCAAAAAGCGGGAAAAUAUACACUUAUUUACUGAUGUCUGUUUUUCUAUCAGCUCUUGUUACAAUGUUAGUUUCGUAUUGUUUUAUUGGUGCGACCUUAUAUGGACGGCGUCAAGGAAAAACAAGGAAUGGUUUAACAUUCAUAACUAAUACCGAAGAAACAAAACGUUUGCAUAAAACUAAAGCGUUCCCGGAAAUGAGAAAAAAGGAAAGUUUUGCCAUUGGAAAGUCAUCAUUUAGUUUAAAUGGAUCAACUUUUAUUUUUUUAACAGUGACUGUUGUGUUUGUGAUCGGAUUUGUACCACAUUUAAGUGUACGUGUCUUCCGCUUUCUCCACCUCGCUUUCAAUGACGAUACCUCCAUGGAUUUAUUGUAUAAUUUCUUAGUUCGAUCAUAUUUGAUAAACAGUGUCUGUAAUCCGUUUAUAUAUAGUAUUAUACACAAGAGAUUUAGGGAUGAAUUGAUAAAAACUAUAAAAUCUAUUAUUUGUUGUAAAAGGAAAUCAUCAUUAUCAAAAUCACAAAGGUCAAGAACCAACUCGACAAACAAUGAAACUUCAUUCACAUAAUAAUCUUCUUUAUUCACAUUGAUUCAUAAUUGCAUAAAUAAAUUUGUAUUUUUU
This is a messenger RNA of Mytilus trossulus (common blue mussel), 1856 nucleotides long. Its product is annotated as neuropeptides B/W receptor type 2-like. Lineage: Eukaryota; Metazoa; Mollusca; Bivalvia; Mytilida; Mytilidae. Gene Ontology annotation, cellular component: plasma membrane. Gene Ontology annotation, molecular function: G protein-coupled receptor activity. The transcript is spliced from 4 exons. The record is from RefSeq and is a predicted model, not a curated record. Bases 624 to 1802 code for a protein of 392 amino acids. Gene Ontology annotation, biological process: G protein-coupled receptor signaling pathway.